AUGUGGCGGUUCGCUCUUAACAGAUCAACAAAUAUCUUCAACAGAAGCCUAAAUAAAUCAGCAACUGUAUUACCUCCUUUAAACUCGCAGUCUAUUCUGGUUUGUUUGCUUUCUGGAGACAUAACUCGCACAGAUUUGUCUUUCAUGUCAAGUCCAGCUAAGAGACUUCGUGCUGAAAACAUGUCAGUUAAAAAAAUCGGAACCCACAACGGAACCUUUCACUGCGACGAGGUUCUGGCCUGUUUCUUCCUCCGCCAGCUGCCCGAGUACAAGGUAGGUCCGGUGAGCUGGAGUUGGGUUUGUUUGGUACCGUACCGGGAGGCUGGGAUAGUCAGAGAUGAGAGGGGUUCUUGUGCUUUUGGUUCCUCACAGUUCUGCUGCUCAAGUGCAUCUAGUUCCUGCUGAUCUGAGUGGUUUGUUCAAACUUGAUUGAUCAUUUAUUGAUCGAUCUUUGCGGAGGAGUUACUAGUAAAAAUCCAUGUGAUUGAUCUGAUGUCAUAUAAAAUAGUCCAGACGGGGGUGCUGUUGUACUGAAGGAUGGAGCUCACUUAUAGAUUGCAUUGAUUUAACCUUGAACAGGUGUAGUUAUUAAUAUGUUUUAUACUUUAGGACAGACUUUCUCAAAAUAAUGGUUCAAUUGGUGGAUCAUCUACCUGUUUUUUUUUUGUUUUUUUUUUAAGUGGAUUGAAAGCUUAUGAAAACCUUAAUUAGACCUAAAUGUACGAUGGCCAAGAACUGCCACUGCUGCAAAUAAAAAAAGAAUGUCCUAAGAAAAAUAAACAUUUUCUUUGUUACACAGGAUGCUGAGAUCAUUCGGACCAGGGACCCAGCUCUACUGUCGGAGUGUGACAUUGUCGUUGAUGUGGGAGGAGAGUUCGACCCAAAGAAGCAUCGCUACGACCAUCAUCAGAGGUACAACAGCAGCAGAAAGCUGCUGCAAAGAAAUUCUUUAGACACUGCAAAAGAUCACAACAGGCCUUUUUUAAUGUGGGAAAUUUAGAGAUACUACAACUGGGAUAAAAUAUUGUUAAAGCAACAUAUUGUCCUCCUGAUUGUGCAUCACAGGUAUCAUAUUGCUGUUGCCAGAUAUUGGUAUUUCACCACUUCAUGACUCCUCAUGUUGGUGUUAAUGACAUGAAUCUUGCUCUUGACCUUGGAGGAGCAUUUUGUUUUUCUAAUUCAGCCAAAUAUCAUGUUGUUUAACUAUAUGAAUGUCUUGUAUUUUCUAAGUUAUCCAAAAAAGAUAUGUUAAUAAUAAAAUUACUGCAGGUCACACUUUAUUAUCCAUGACAUGUCAGAAUAGAAAUUACUCUUUCAUCCCCAUCCUUAAUCCCUAAAGAAACUGAACAGAGAUUUUCUUUCUUCUUGUGUUUGUGCAACUGGACACUGAGUUUCUUGACUUUCAGGUGGAAGUUAAAAUAGAAAGCUUUUUAGAUCAACUGAAGUGACUGGAUAUUAGCCAACAAAUUUGACAAUUGCUUUGAGAUCAAAUGGGUUUGAAAGUGAAUUUUUAAGGGAAAAGGCCCCAAAAUCCCUUGCACUGGCUGUUUCAUCCAUCUUUCCUUCCAUUAUUCCUUCCUUCAUUCCUCUCUGCCUUCUUUCCUUCCUUCCCUUCUUUUUCCCUUCCUUCUUUCCAUCCUUCCUUUCUUCCAACUUUCAAUUUUUCCACCCUAUCUUUCAUCCUUCUUUUCCCUCUUUCUCUUAUCCUUUCACCUCUACAGCCUUUCUUUCUUCCAUCUUUCCUCUUUUAUAAAAUAGAGAUUAUUUGAUCAUUGAUUUAAUGAUUUUUUGCAGCCCUGAUCCAGUUUUUUCAACCUGGAAUUUGAGAAAUAUUUAUCUGUUUGCUGAUAUCUGUUUCAAGACCUCAUUCAGUUGAAAAGCAAAGAACUAUUAGUGACUGCCUUUAUGAACCUGAACUUGAGUUCAUACAAUAAGACUUACUGCUGCUUGAGAACUAUAGUGUCACUAUCUGCUAGUCUUAUCUAUAAAUCAGGAAGGAAAAGGCUGCAUGUUUUUCUCACGCUCCACUUCCUGCCAGGUUCCUUCCACAUGAGUUUGUUCGCUUCAAGUCUCAUCACGUUGAGUAAUCAACCUAUUGCAGAUGUCAUGUCUGCUCAGUGUCCUGAUGAUAAUCAGUGAUAGCUUUUAUGUCCAUGGUGAUAAAGAUAUGCCAGGGCUCUCUUCCUGGCAGGUGGUUAGUGAUAAUUAGUACUCCUUCAAUCGAGCGCCCCCCUGCUGCUGGUUCACGAGGCACGAAGGCUGCCACUGACGCUGUCAGGGGGCAGCAGGAGAGUGUGGCUGUCACUCACGCACUGAUGGGGGCACGAUGAAUGUGAUAGCAGGGAUGGAUGUGAGAGGUGCCUGGGUGCAGGGAGAAGUAAGAGAAGAGCUGACGGGAACAAUUAGUCCUCAUUUUAAUAACACUUCUUCAAACUGUGACAGUGUACAGAUGAAGUUGACAGCAACACAAAAACAUCACAGUGAGAACUGCACAACAGGAGCACGAAAUUAAAUCAUUAAAGGAGUAUUUCAACCAUUUUAGUAUAACAGACUUUGGAAAUCAGAGUGACAUGAAGACGUCAUAUCUGUUUAAUGUGAGGAAAGAGUCAGCAGCUCAGAGUUUGGGAGGUCCCUCUGUCCAUGUGCUGAAGUGUCCUUGGGAAGGACACUUGACCCUAACAUGCUCCCUCUGGCUGUGCCCUGUGGUGUGUGAAUGGCAUCAGUGAAAACUGCCUCUGCCAUUGGUGUGAACAUAAACACCCAUUAAUACCAUGUUAAAGCGCUCUAAAAGGUCAGAAGACUAGAAGUGCUACAUACACAUAGUCCAUUUACCAUUGAACCUCCUCUUUUUUAUUGAUUUAAUCUACUGAGACUGAGUGGUAAAAACACUGAUAUAAAGGUUGGAAAGGUCAGAAGCCAAUCAGCAACAUAGACAAAGUAAAAGGCAAAUAAGACAGCAAAAACUGGAAGUAGAAGAGAAACACAUUUCUGAAAGAGCUGCAUGAUUAACUCCAACUUGGUUGAUAUUAUAAUCUGCACAUUUGGAACUGAUGCAUUGAAAAAUCAGGAUUAAUCACAACAAAUUAAAAAAAUAUAUACAGUAUGUUCAUGUAAGCCAUGUAUAGAGAUCUGGGGCAUUUUCAAUCCUUUCAUGACAUUUUUAUUGAAACUAAAAAAGAUCUGCUGACACUUUAAAGCUCUUGUUAGGAACUUUGGUCUGCAAUCAUUUUGGUGAUUCUCGUAAACAAAACACUUCCCUUCUUUGCUGAUCUUGUCCUAAAUGUGUAAAAAAUGUUUUAUAAUUCAAAAUCUUAUUCAAACCUAUCGCUCACUGCGCACCCUCGUCAUGAUAGAUACAGAAAGCUGCUCUUUCUGGAGUAUGCUAUAAAUCACUUUUUCUGACACCUGCCCCUCAGCAGCAGUUUUUAGCAGUGAAAAUAACAGAAGAGUGACCAGUCCUGCUGCUGAUGGCUUUGUUUACCUUUACAGCUCAUGAAGAAGCAUCGGUUUCAUUUUAAGGCUGUCUCAUAACUAACUAAAACCUCCUCACGGUAGCUUGAAUGCAUGUUUUAUGACUUUUAUGACUAUUAACCCUGAAGUUAACCAGCUCAGACUACAGGAAGUUACUGUGCCUUUACAAAGAUGAUAUUCUGCUUUUAAUGAUCUAUCAAACAUGAAUCUAUCCUCAAGUCUUCAUGCAGAGCAAAACUAACCAUAGUGUCUCCAACUUCAUAUUAACCUGACAAAAUGAGCACUCUGGAAAAAGAGAAUCAGACUGUAUUCUGACAAGUUAAAUGACCUCUUCAAGUCAGGAUAAAGAAACCUUUGUUGAGGAUACUGCAUUUUUCCUAAACCACCAUCUGUGAAUUUUUUAAAAGCGUCUUAAACAGGAAAAAAACAGUCAUAGAUGAGGAGUAGAAGAGGAGAUAUGAGGAAAGAUCAGAGCUUAUCAGGUCACAACAUAUGAGAUCAGGAAGGGAUUAAGUUUGAAAAUUACGCUCGAUUCAAGACUCUGACUUGACAGACUCAGAAUCAUAAUAAAAUAGUUUUAUAAGGUUAGCUCUCUGUUUCUUGCAGAAGCACACUCUGGUGGCAGUGUAUCAAAGGAAAUGUUGGGCUCAUUAUUCCAGGUACGCUUAUGUAAAUGGAAAGUUAUUUGUUGUUAUUUUGCCAAAAUAUUUCAAACUUUUUCUUUUUAUCUUCUCAUUACCAUGACUCAGUUUUUUUUGUGUUAAGUGCCAUUUUUCUCAGAUUCGUACCAUCUCGAUUUCCAUAAAAACACUUUGAUGACUUCCUCAGGGAACGUAUCUUUUCCAGCAUCUCUCUGUGUCAUUUUCCUCUCACUCAUUCACUCCAGUGUCCCGAUAAUCAGCAUAGAAAUGCCUCAGCUUGGCCAAUUAGCCCUCUAAUGGCUGUGAUUACCCCCCGCUUCCCUUGCAUGUCAUUCAUUCAUUUGACGGUCGGUUUUCCGCUGUGCUGCAGCCCAAGCAUCCUAAUUAGGCCUAAAUUAAAUGACCAGCAGUGGCUGGGUGCUGGAGCCCACCCUUCUCAGCACGUGGCUGUAGAGAGACCUCCGGUGGCUUUUAUGUAUGUGCCUGCACGCUCACAAACACACACCAGAGCGUGAUUUCUUUUUCUAGUCCAUGCAAACUCUCCCUCCCUCUCUCUCUCGUUCUCGUUCUCUAUAGCUGAGGAUGAGACUAGUGGGCUUAUGUCUGUUUUAUUGGUAUCUGUUACAUACGCAUUAACGUGCAGCAUGUAUGAAUGACAUUUUACAGAAAAAGUCCAGUUAUUGGAAAAUGUGCAAGUUGCUCAAUAACAUUUUAUCCCUGAAGCAUCAUCCACUGUGUUUCUCAGUGUAAACAUCAAUAUGAGAAGACUUCUGUGUCCUCAGUAUGAAGCAUGGCUCCUCGAGCUGAACGAGAACGCAGCUGUGACACAUGACAUCAAAUAAGUUUAUUAUCUCCGCUCAUAAUUAGAUUUUAAUGGAUUAUUUUCACUCGGCAAACUGUGAAAAGCUCCCCGUGCUCUUAGAUUUGUUUAGGGUGAAAAUUAGUCAUGCAGCCAUUAUCUUCUCAGAGAUGAUAUGAUCAGUGAUCCAGUCAGAUUCAUUCAAAGUGGGAGUAAUGAUCCCAAUCAUCACCCUUCAGAUAAACUGUUAUUUGAUUUUUCACGUUUUUUCGAGUUCAUUAAAAUAAACUGAAUUAAAUCAUGUGUUUGACAGAUCUGGGGUGAUCAGUUUAUCAUUUAGACUCCAGGCAGAAAAACGAUUGUGGUCAUUUUGAUUAUUAAUUAAUGUAUUUGUAAUUUCCCCCCAUUAAUCUCUGGUGUAUAAAAUAAAAACAAACUAGGAUUUUGCUGCUACUACCGUGUUAAAUGUCCGCUGCCUUAACGCUAUACUGCUCGACUACCUGACUGGAAAAGAAAACACAGAUGACAAAUGGCUUCUCGUUGCACAGAGUUGAACAAUGGUCUAGAAAAUGGAUAAAAAGUUUUAUGGCGUUUUUGGUGGAACUAACAUUUGACCACCUCGCCACAGCAAAGCAACCAGCACAGGCAUGAGGGCGUUAACCUACAAAACUGACUGUAGCUAGUGGUGCUAGCUCUGCUAAUAUUUGGCAAACCCAUCUUUGUGGCAGACUCUGUGAUGAAUGUGUGAAUUGAUUGACUCUAUUCUGACAGUUUAUUUUUUUUUAUUUAUUUAUUUUUUUUACUUCGACCAGUCCACCGGUCAGAAUGUAAAUUUAUGUUUUAACAACUUCUAAAUUAGAUUAUUUUAAAAGGGAUAUUCCGGCGUAAAAUUGAUUUAGGGUCAAACACAUCAUAACACCAAGUUAGACACCCCCUCAAGAGAUGAAUGUUGCCGACUGCUUGCUUCUCUAGUUAUACCAACUUCAGACGUAGACCGCACAAUAGCAAUACACAGCGGUUUAUGUCUCCACACGCAAACCUCAACCAAAACGCCACUCUGUAGUCACAAAUUAUGCUCAGAACAGCACCUAACUUCAUCAACAAUACUAGCCACCAAACAUCUUUUUAGCUUUGCCUGAUUUCUUUAGCAAAGAGACUAAACACAACUCACCUACUCUCUUCCAGCAGCCGCUUGUUUCUGGGGGAGCCCUGACGAGUCGCUCACCGAGUGCAGCGGAGUUUCGCAGCUCAAGGAAAAACAUUUAUGUUUUUUACUUCAUGGAAAUGCAAUCAGAGUUCUUGUGUAUCUUGUAUUUGCUUUGCAGUUGCCGUUUUUCUUCUGCCUUAGUGUCCCAGUCUGAUUGCAUUUCCAUGAAGUAAUGAUCAUAAAUUUUCUGCCACACUCUGUGAUUGACUCAUCAGGGCUUACCUGAUUUACUUCGUAGAAAUGGUCAGUCUGGCUGGUUAUGGUCUAUUUUCCUCUAAUAGGUCAUUAAAGGUGUCAGUAUUAACUUAAGUAUGUUUCAAACCAUCUUUAAACUCUUCACAUGAGCUUUAAUGUCUCCAGCUAGAGCUCGUUCAAUGUAAAGAUUUUAAAUGAAAAUGUAAAUUCUCUGUUUUAUGAACAAACAAGCUACUUGCAUUGCGAUUCUGGGUAAGGAUGCAUGAAGUUGAAGGCAUCUGCUGACAACAUUGUUCAUAGGAGAAAUCAUAGAUUAACAGAAUGUGUUUCCCCUAUUCAGGACUUUUUCAGAGAGCUAUCACAGCCUGUGUCCGGAGAAGCCAUGGGUGACUAAGCUCAGCUCAGCAGGUCUGGUCUAUCUCCACUUCGGUCGUCAGCUGCUGGCCCAGCUGACGCAGCUGAAGGAGGACAACAGGCAGCUGGAGGUGCUCUAUGACAAGGUGAGAGGAAGAGGAGGAGGACAGAUUUAUAGCAGGCAGGGAAUUAGCUUCUAUUGUGUUUUAGUCACAACACAAACGCUUCAGUGGAAACAGAUGGUUUCCCCCUCACCUCACUCACAUAGCUGGGGUUGGACCUCGUCCUUGGUGUCUUUUGCACCUACCUCAAAGCAGAAAAGGGUGCACACCAGAAAAAGUGGAUUACUUCAUCUCAAACCAGGGAGAGGGAAAAGUUGAAUUUAGAAGAUACUGGUCAUGUUUGGUGAUUUUUCACUGCUAACACAGCGUAUUUAUGUCUUCUGCUGUGAAAAGAUGGAACAUGUGAUGGAUUUUCCAUUAGAGUACUUGUGUGUAAAGGAAGGUUAUAAUUAUGAAAAAGCUUUCUUUCCAGCAUUGAUUUAUAAAUUAUUACCUACGUGCUGAGCUCAUACUCGCACUUCAACCUUUCGCAAUUCAGACCAGACAUUGUAUAACUGACUACAUUUUAAUCAGGAUUUUACUCAUUAUCAAAAUGCUAAAUGGACUGUUCUUAAUAACUGUCUUGUUUUGCAUUUACCCGACUGUUGGCAGAGGGUGUUUUAUAAAGUGCUAAUCAGUAUGAACUGCAGCCCAGCAACCCUGAGAGUGUGCAAGUGAAAAAAAACGCUGCAUUGUUUCUGUAACCUGGGACACAGUCUCUUAAAUUGGCUCCUGUGGUGACAUACCGUAACAACAGGAAUGAGUUGCAUAGGUAUGCAAGCAAGACCAGUUUAGCUUCCUUCCUUCUGUGCUACUUUGGUGUUGCAGAGUUUAUUCACACAUGAAAGGCAAGAAAAUAGGAAUAACAUUCAGAUUUGGCGUGGGUUCUUCUGGUGCGCUCACCAUAUUGGUGUUUGCAUCUGUCUGCACUUGGCUGUACCCUCCUACUUCAGACAACACUCAGGCAGACAAUCAGUGCUGCACCUCAUUAUCACUAUUAACAAUACUGGACAUUUAUUCAUCUUUAAAUUAGGGCUGGGCGAUAUGGGAAAAAGUUUAUCACGGUAUAUUUUUUCAUAUCAGUCAAUAUCGAUAUUUAUCACGAUAUAAAAAAUGAAAUUGAACAAUGUUUAUUGGUAGCAUGUCUUUUGCAAUACAGUAAACUACUGCAUCUGUGAGGUCUUUGUGUCUCUUUGACGUUUUGUCAAAAAGGUGCUGCAGAAUGGUCGGCUGUUUCGGCUGCACAGGCGCCAUGGGCUCCUUGCUCCACUCGGGGUUUUAUAAACGUUUGCAUUGUGCGACACCGCUUCAGGUGUUGAAAAAGAUUAGAGUUAUUCCCCGUCUUUGAGAUACAUGUACUCGACAUAAUUUGCAGCGCACAUUUUUCUGCUUCAUGUCCAACUUAAAAAAAACAAAAUACCUUCAUCGUCAUUUCUGUCGGGGGUAGCACUUAUUUUCUUGGAAGCGCUGUGGUUGUGUGUAGCUGCAGCCUGCUACUACGCAGUUCUUUGCUUUUGGUUCUAAUUCAGCACAUGAUUGGUUCAGCUCGGCGCAGACCCAAAGCAACUCCCUUUUUCAUUGGCUAUGCAUGUAGUUUACCAAAACAUGGCAAAAUGCCGACUAUCAAAAAGCAUAUCGACCAUGUUUCUUCUCGAUAUUGAGGGAAACUAAUUUUAAAUAUAUAUCACUAUCGUUUUCUUACCCAGCCCAAAUUCAUUUUUGCUUUUUGCUUUUUUUUUUUUUCAGACAGUUGGCUGUGAAAUGUGAUGAGACAUAAAAGCAGAAAAACAGGACUGUGGAAAUGUUCCUCUGCAGUUAUAUUUAAAGCAGACAUCCAGAUCAGCCGGAAGUGUCAGCAACCGAAACAUUUUGACAUUCAGGGACACACAACCUACUUAAACCUAGGGGACUUGAAUCAUUAGCCCUUUGUUAGCCGGCUCUAUCUCUGACCUCUCAGUGUGUCCAUCUGUUUAAAACCCAUGUAAUCCUUUUGUUAAUGGCUGGGGAUUUUAAAUAUAUAGAUGUCUCCGUCUUCUCGAAGUUCAGCCAAACUCGCCCUCCAUCUUUUCCCCCAAAACUUCGUUCCACUUGUAAGCUACUUGUUAAAUGUCAACUCUUUGGUGAUUGACCUUCUACUGUACUUAGGAUUUUCUCAGCACUAGAAAAAGACUCAACUUCUCCACUCUCCCACUUCAGUUCAGAACUUUUCCAGUGUAGAAAAGCUGCAGUUUUUCUUGUCUAUUUGGUUUAAUAAUCCAGUUUUUCACUUAAGCUUUCUCUAACUGCCCUCUGACUACAUAGACUUCAAUCAGAAUAAUGUUGUCAAAGUCAAUCGCUCAUCUAACUUAACUUCCGUGUCUUGAUCAGCGGCACAUUUCGUCUCAUGUCAUUCCAGUAUUGCCCUCCCCUGUCACAUGUUUUCUUUCUUUCGUACAGCUGUAUGAGAACUUCGUGGAGGAGGUGGAUGCUGUAGACAACGGCAUCUCGCAGUGCGACGGGGAGGCCCGCUACUCCGUCUCCACCACGCUGAGCUCACGUGUGGGCCACCUGAACCCACGUUGGAACAGCAAGAGUCAGGACACCGAGGUGAGGAGGCAUGUGUGAGCGUGCAUGAACAGCGCCUAGUCUGCUGCCGCAUGACUGUUGUAUAUCAGACAGAGAGGAGGAGUGACGGUUCAUGUUUGUAAAUUAUAUUUGAUUUUGUAUUGUGUAUAUUUGGUUUGUAAAGACCAUAACGUACUUUGCAACUGUGAAUGAAAAAAAAAUGUCUGAAAGGUUAAAGAUAAUUUCCCUAAUUAACUCCAGGGUCGAGUUUGGCAAAAAAAGGAUUAUUUUGAGAGCUGGUUCUUGAACCACUUUCCAUGAACCAAUCCCAUUUUUUAGUUUUAAUAACUGGUGAGAUGAAGAAACCAUCAUAGCCACAUAAACACAGAAAUUCACACUUUUCUUUAACUUUAAUCCUCCUCUUUGGCCAGGGGCUUCUCUCAGAAAUACACACUAAUGAAGGAUAUUUCUAAAAAGUUUUUUUUUCACAUUAAGUCAAGCCAAGAAACACUCAGAUACUUAAACACAUAGUUAGAGUUUCUGUGACUUUGUAUUUUUGGUUGAUUUUGGCGCCCUCCUGUGGACAAAGUGGUGCCCUUUACCUUUUGGCUCAUUUUGUCUUCCACAUGAGAUUAUGAUCACAAAAAAACACCUGGCUUUAUUUUAACAUUUCACAUAACUCUGACAUGGAAAACAUUUAAAAAAAAUCUAUAUUAGCAGCAUGUAUUUAAACACUACAAGAAUUUAAUUUCAUUAAAGGUCAUCUCGCCAAACCAUUUUACAUUAUUGCAGUAUCUCCCUUUUUAUGCGCGUCAUUGUCAUCAGAGGCUGACCCGCUGCUCUUGCUUUCAGACAUGUUUGUGUCAAGGCUUGAUUGAUAACAAAGGUUAAUGAACAGCUUGAGUGCGUAACCACAUCAGUUUGAGAGUGUGAUUGAGAUUCCGGCCAGGAUCAGCAUUAAUCAUUCCAGUUGAACACUCAAUCUCAAAUCUUAAUUCUCUUCUAACAGCUUGAAAAAUGUGAGUUUCUCUACUUUUUCGUGACAGUAAACUACCACCAGAUUUUGGACAAAACCAGAUAUUGAGGAAUUGAUGAGACUGUUGAGAAAAAUACUUGCAGUUAACACAAACAAAUCACGUAAUCAUGAAAAGACCUGACAGAUUCACUGACACUGAUGUUGAUUUGUAGUUUAUGUCCCAUUUGGAAAACAUUUAGGUCAUGUGCGGAGGUGACAUCACCCACUGAAUAUCAGCAUCACAAGGUGUAGCUCACACCUCCUGUGAUUGGAAGAAGGUGUGAGGAAGGUGAGGCGUCAGGUUGUCUGAAGGAAAGUAUACAUCCUGACACUGGAGGCUAAAGCACGCUAACUGAACCUUUUCUAUGUGCGAACAACUGAGCUGCAGCAGGAUUUACAACCAUGAUGCCCCUCUAUUUAUCAGUGAUUGUUUUCACAUUAGUGGGAUGGAAGUUCUACCUUUAGUAUUACUCUGUUUAUUAGGAACACAAAAUAUAAAAUAUAUGGAUGCCUUAUUAUUUUCUCAUUAUUAUUAUGCUCCAUUUGUAUCUACAUUUUUAUUUAUUUUAAUUUCCCUGAGGAAAUCUUCCCAAAAGGAUCCAUAGAGUUCUAUCUAAUUUAAUCUGAACAUAUAAAAUUAGUACGCACAGAGGUUUCUUUCGGCGACUGUUGAGCAUGUAUAACAGAGAAGAAAUAAAUUAACGAACAAAACAAAACAAAAACAUUACAAAUGAUAAUCUUUUUAUCUUCCUGAGGCUAAAAAAUGACCGCUCAUUUUGAUAUUGAUGAAUAAAUUGUUUGUUUAUUCCCAAAGGUCAAGCAGACGUCUCAGAAAUGAUUUCAUGUUGUUAUCAGUCCAACCAUCACCCAAACACAUCAACCAGACAAAGUAUACAAAAAGCGCAACCAGUGAGGCUGGUACAAGCUGUUUAGUUUGAUUAAAGGGCUAAUCCAACGUAAAUUUAAGUUAGGGUCAAACACACCGUAACACCGAGUUAGACACCCGCUCGAGAGAUGAAUGUUGCAGACUGAUUGCUUCUCUAGUUAUACCAACUUCAUGAACGACCGCUCAUCAGCAAUACACAGCGGUUUAGGUCUUCACGCGCAAACCUCAACCAAAAAGUCACUCUAUAUCCACAAAUAAUGCUCAGAACAGCACCUAACUUUAUCAACAGUACAUAUAGGGUCCCAGCCAUAGUACUAGCCAUCAAACAUCUGCUUCCACUCUCCUCCAGCAGUUGUUUGUCGGGGAACCCCGACUAGUUGAUCGCCAAGUGCAGUGGAGUUUCGCAGCUCAAGGAAGAACAUUUAUGAUUAUUAGUUCAUGGAAAUGCAAUCAGACUGAGACGCUAAGGCAGAAGAACUACCGCGUCUGCAGUUAAAAUGAUUAUUGUGAUGAUUUUUACUCACUUGUUAUGCUGGUACUAGCUGUUUAGUUUAUCGUCCAAAAAUGACGUAGUCGCUGAUUAAUUCUUUGAUUCAACCUUUUUGGUUUUGGCUUUAUUUCAAUAUGGUCCUGAAAAGAUAUAAAACCUUUAUACUAAGAGAUCUUUCAACCUCAAAUCACAUCGGUACAAACUAAUUCAGAUAAAUAUCCUUUUUGGAAAUGCUCUAUUAAAGAGCAAAGUAACAAUGACAGAAUGAUGACUCAGUUAACCUUUUAGUUGAUGACUCACUGAGCAUGGGUAAGCCCUGACCCUUCUGUUUUCUUACCCCUUGAUAUUUAACAGAGAGGUUUUUCCACUGUGGGAAACCUGGAGGGAAGCUUUUGGCAACAUCAUGUAAAAAAGAAACAGCCGCCGCUUUCUGAACCUCUGCAGCAUGUUGACAGAGAGUCUGGUGGAGAGUUCGUUUUGCGUGUUGGUCAUGUGCCUUGCGUGCUUUUUAUUGAUUUACCUCUUCAUGUUGUGAUCAUUCAGCUGGUUCUGGGAUUCACCCAUUUGGUUCAGCCUCUAUGUCUCUUUACCAUAGACUGUAUAAAAGGCAGUAGUCAAGCUGGUGACCACCUCUGUCAGCUAAGAUGCAGACCAACCCGUCCAAUUAUCUCCUAAAUAACAGUUCCACCUCUUCAGCUGUUUACCACUCUCUACCUGCUGGCAGAAGACAUAGAUCCACUUAUCGACAGAGCGCUCACUAACACACAAGCCCAGAUCCACAACACAGAACACUAAUUCCAGUGAGUUAAGCUCUAGCUUUACUCUGGCUUAAUUCAGUGUCAUGAAACUGAAAAAGAAACCGAUUUUCUUGUGAUCUACUCGUAAUUGAUCGGUCUGUAGUUUGAGGAAUGAUCGACGCCUUUGAUUAUGAUUUGUUCUUCAACUGUUGGGGUGAGAGUGAGGAAUCAAAUUCAUGGCCACUAGAGAUGGGCGAUAAAUUAUCAUUCACGAUAUAUCAUCAGAAAAAAAUCCUCUGUGAUAAAUAUUUGCCAUCUCAUGAUAACUACGAUAAAUGCAAGUUGAUGACGUAAGCGCAAGUGACGAACUCGCAGCCAUAGCCCACACAUAGUAGAAUAACAAACAAACAUGGCUGAAGGUAAUGAAGGAGAUGUUUCUGAGCAGAUUUUUGAGCCUAUUGUACCACAUAAAAUUGGUCAGUAAGCACAACAAGUAAUCAUACAUAAAGCACGCUGAAUUAUAAGGCACAGUGUCAAUUUUUGAGGAAAUUUAAGGAUUUUACGUUCACUUCAUAGUCCGAAAAAUAUGGUAGAUUGGGAUUCAAUAUUUUUUAUUAGGACUUUUAUCGUUAUCGCCAGAAUGGCAAAUCUUAUCGUGAUAGAUUUUUCAGCCCAGAUCGCCCGUCCCUAAUGGCCACUAUGAUGAGGAUUAUAGCCGCUGUUUAUUCGCACCAUGCUUUAACCACCGAGCUGAACAGGCCCUCCCAGUAUCGGGUCAUUUUUAAGAAUCACUCAGAAAAACAGCAGAAGUCCAGCGGUGACCUGGUGUGGCUUUCUUGUCUCUAAUUAGUUCAGGAGGGGAAAUCCUGCAGGGAAACAGCUCCUGUUUUCUGCAGACUCUCAUGAGACACCUGCAGGCGAGCUCUGCAUACACUGAAUGUUUACAAGCUCUUUUUUUUUUCUUCCACUGUCGGGUUUGUCUCUGCGGAGGAGCUCACUUAUUUGUUUUCUCACAUUUCACCUCACAUGAAUUGUAAUUCUUGUCCAGGAACUUUCUCUCGAUUUCUUCACAACCUUGGCGUGCGAACGGGGCCUCAGAUACCACCAAGGCUUUUAUUAAAAACUAUUUAACAGGGGGCUUGAAGCUAGACUAACCCAGGGAUCUCUCUGCACUGGCUGUUGAUAAUAAUUGAAAAAACCUGAGUGGAUUUCAUCCUCUACAUACACAUGUUUAAAAUUUCAGACACUGUCCCUGCCUCAAUCAGAUGCAACAGAUUUAACUUGGACCUAAAAUGCGUAACAUGCAUGUGUGCUGGUGUUUGUUAGAUAUUUAGGCGCUCAUGUUUUUCCCUCAUCAUGCUCUUAAAACUCUGCUGGUGAGGUCAGUUCAGGGUUUGUACAGAAAGCUGAAAAAGAAUGUGGAGCAGAGAUUAUUAAGGUCAUGAUCGCUAAAAGACUUGAUUGCCCUCAGUUUAUGCAGCACACAGAAUCCCUCCUUGUUUUUGACGCACUGAAUUCACAUUCAAACAGCCUAAAUGAGAUUAAAGGAGCUUGAGAAAUGUACUUAUUAUUUUGUGAAUCAAUGUGAAUCUGUGUGUCAGUUGACAGCAGCAUGCAUGUGUACCUUGUCUUCCCCAGGAAGGUUUCAAAAAGGCCAUGAAGAUGGUCGGGGAGGAGUUCCUGGAUCGUCUGGAUUUCUAUCGGUCGUCCUGGUUACCGGCUCGAGAGGUGGUAGAGAAGGCUAUUAAAGAGCGGAAUCAGGUAAAAAAAAUGGACAAAAACACUCAACAGGAAAUUUUAUUAUAUAUUCUAACCUGUAAAUUUUAACACAGCACCUGAGUUCUGAAUGACGAAAUAAUUUUUCUACCUUAAAGUCCAACUCUAAUGUAUUUUUUUACUACUUAAAGUCAUUAUGAAGUUUUUAGCCAAAAUCAUGUAACCUGUGUCAUUUUCAGGGGCUUUUCUUGGGCAGGUUAGAAUAGGAUAUAUAAUAGGAGCUAUUCAGCUCUCAGACACUAAUGUCUUAAGGGACAUGAUGAACGAUAAUAUCAUAAUUAGCUUUCUUACUAUUAUUGAUGUAUACCAUUAGUCACUGCCGGACUAGUCUUUGUGGGGUCAAUUAAAAAUUACAAUCAAUUACAGUGCAAUUUAAAGAUUAACAAGCAAAACCUAAUAAAAAACAAUAUAAAUUUAAGAACAGAUAUUAUCAAUAUAUUCACAAAUCUACCAGAAGAAAAAGAAAAACGACAACUAUUGUCCUAAAUGACAAGCAAAACUAAAUAGAGCUCAUAAAGCCCGCCUCCUCUAAACAAUUGAGACAGGAUGUUAAACAUGGUGUCUAUCAAUCUUGCAGUAUUAUUUAUCUGAUUGACAAAGUACAUCCAAAUCAACACAAUAACCUGUUUAUCUGAGGGAUUAUCUCCUGUUUUAGCUGUAAGAGCUCUGAUUUGCUGACAGGAUGUGAAAUCUAUUCCUCAACUCCACCGACCAGAUUACUUCUUCUAACCGUGUUUUGGUUCUACCAGCACAUUAUGUCAGCGCACUCCGAGGAGGUAAUUAAGCUUCAUUUGUUACAAUCGGAGGAUGGUGGCACUUCAUCCAUUUUCAUACGCAGUCAGUGGCCUAUUAAGUCUUUAUUUUUCACUCGAAGAAUGAACAGGAUAGUGACUGUAAAGAGAGAGCUACGGUGGCCCUGAGGUGCAAAACACAAUGACAAAUAAGAAAACAAAAUGACAUUAACCAUUGUGUUUUCUCUUUUUUGUGUUGCGUUUUCUGAUUUGCCGUUGUGUUUUGCACCUCAGGGCCACCGUAGUACAAGAACAAAUAAUCCUGUGAAGUUGCAAGUCGACAAAAAAUCAUCUUACAUUUUAAAUUGCACUUGCAAAUUUAAGGAAAGUGACACCAACUGAGUGUUUUGUUGGCGUGAAAAUAACCUCUAACUUUCCUUCUGAAAGUGUCACUUUUGGUUUUGAAACAGGUUAAAGAUUUGUGGUAUUAGGGAUUUAAUUUUUAACUUUUUGAGCUAAAUUUUUUUGUUUUUGUGAGUAACUUUUUUUGCAAAACACACUCUUUUUAUCCAUCUAAUCUAUACCCAAGUUUAUUAUUAUCACACACCCCGAUAGUUUCAAUUGUUAUAAGAGUCUUGAUUAUUAAACUUAAAGAUCAAGCAAUUACUCUCUCCUUCUUGUCCUCAUUUAUCAGAAAACUGCAACUGUGUCCUCUCUAUUAAAACUCGCACGCCUCCACUCGUCGUGUCUAACCUUUAUCUCGCCAAUUAGCGACACACACUUUCCUCUCUCUGUUUCCAGGUGGAUCCCAGUGGGGAGGUGGUGUUGUUCUCCCAGGGCGGCUGUCCCUGGAAGGAGCAUCUCUUCUCUCUGGAGAAGGAGCUCCAAGUAGAGACACCAAUCAAGUUUAUCCUUUACCCCGACCAGAACGGACAGUGGAGGGUCCAGUGUGUCCCGGCUGGACUCAACACCUUCCAGAACAGGUACAGAGUCACAAAGCCUGUUUUUUAUUUCUGUUUUAUUUGAUAGGUAAUGUUAAGGUUACGUAGUUUGGCGUCCUAAGGUUCGGUUUGUGAUUUCAUGUACAAUAUGGAGCACCUUGCAUGAGCUACUUUUAGAGAAACCAAACAGGAAGAACUUGCAGAGAUGAUGUGACACUGACUCACACACAGGAAAAUCCCCCAGACUGGAUUCUUUUAGACCUCGGAGGUAAACACACUGACAGGCGCAGAUCUCUCAGAGUCUCCCAGAUGUGCUGAAUUGAGUCGAGCUGAGAACAACCUCGGUGUGUGAUUUAACUUUCGCGCUCAUCGGACCAUUUGACAGCCACUCAGGGAGGGCUGAUGUGUCAUCCAGAGAGAGAGGAAGUAGCUCCUGGGCGGAUAGAUGUCUUGUUUUGGAGGGUGAGGAUGAUCAUUUAGUUAAAGCAGCUGUUGUGUCUCAAGCUGCUCACUUAGGGGUUCAAAAGGAUGUAAACAGACCGAACACUCGGACGGAGACACCUGAGCCUUUGUAUCCAUGCCCACACUUCUCACUUAGAUGUUUCUUUUGUGUUCUCCAUGCAAAUGCACCCUCCACUCAAAUACAGCAAACAGGCAGGGAUGCAGCAAGAGCAGGUGUGUUGUCAGUCCUAUUUAAUAAGUAUAAAAGCACUCAGAAUGAAUGGUUUAGAGGCUCCUGCGUUCAGAAGUAAUCAUCUCACAUCACUUAUCAAGGCAAAAGUCUGCUGCUUAUUUCUGCUCCCUGAACCUGCUCAAAAUGGGCACCGCAGUUCUUUUAGAUGUACUAAAUCACUAAAAGAAGUUCACUAAAAAGAUUCGUUCACUGAAUCAUUCAGCGCUUGUCAGGAGAAGCCUGCGACUCUGACUUCCUGACCUGAUACACAGAUAAACGUUUCAGGAUUCAGUUCAGAUCACAGCUUCUCGGACCAUGAGACGAGAGUGUUUGGCUGUGUUGCAAGUUUGUAAAAAUGAAGUUGUUUACAAAUCAUGAUGUUUUAAGUGUCCUGUCCAAUGGUAUGCUAUUUAUCUACUCGGUAAAUUGGGCUCAGUGAGUGAUUUGUUCACCGAACAUUUACCCCACAGUACAUUCAGUGAGGAAUUCACACCGAACAUGCACCGUUCCCUCGCAAAUUUCCGCCAUGAUAGGAUCAGACAGUCACGCAUUUCUCAAACUGCGGGUUUUACUUGUUUGGGAAGGAACAAAACACUUGAGGAAGUGAUUCGGUCAGUACGUUCAAGAUUGAAUGAAUCAUUCAUGAAAGACACAACACUACAAAACAGGAGAGGUCAGGUCAGUCCAAACACAGCAGCAUCAUCAUCUGCAAACAUUUGGUAGUUUUGGCGCUGUGGGCAGAUGAUAAGACCUGCUUCAAAGUGGAAAUCAGACUCUAAAAUUCUCCUACAGACUUAAAGACCUUGAUUUACAAAUAAAAUGCUGAAUUUAUUUUCAUCUGAGAUUCAAACUUUGGACCUCAGAACUAAGAGGUAAGAGGCUUCUGGUGUUUUCAGAAGUAUUUUGAUAUCUUCCUUCUUGAUGACGUCCAUGCAUGGUUGUCUUGGAUACACUGACACCAGCCUCAGUCCACACCUGUGACGUUCUCCAAAGUUUUGUAGUCAUCUUUUUCUGACUCUUUUCGAGGCUGUGGCCAUCUCAGUUACUUGUACACAGAGCUCAAACUUUACUUUUAGUGUUCAUAGUGUCAGGUUUACUCUGUAUAAAAAAUGAAAUGUGUUGUCUGACAGUGUUUAACUUCCCAAAAGUCUGUUAAUUUAGUUUCAAGGCUCAAAUUCUUGGACACUCUGAGUUCUUAACAUUUUUAAACUAUUACAAACCAUGUAGUGAGUCAGCAUUUCUAUAAAAGUUAAAGGUAUUUAAUUUCUCAAAGUUUUAUUCCAUCGAUAAAAGCUAUUUAUUUUUCUCAGGAUAGGCUUAUAUAUUUUUCCUUCUCCUAUUUUUUUGAGGGUUUUGUACUCUUUAUGGCCUCUGCACUCUGAAUCACUUUAAAUUGUCUUUCCUAUCCUCGUUGUGCGCACACUCUCCGCUGCUGUUUUUAGAAGCCUUUCAGCAUCUUUUAGCAGUAAUGAGGUCCCUCAAACCCACAAGCUCAGCUCUUACACCUAAGUUGCCUCAUCCAUACUCAUUAAAUCAUCUCUGUCUUGGUGUCUUUUUUCCUGCACUCCCUAAAUAAUGACAAGACAAAGGCCGUCUUUGUGAAUUUGUCAGAUGAUUAACAUCUCUAAAGUCUGUGUUGGUUACCUCUGGAGGAAGAUUGUUUACCUGAGGAGCCUCUUGAACUGGAGCUCACAAUACGUCUUUAGUACCGUCAUCAGCAUCCCCACCGGGCUUCUUUCGUUGGUGUGUUGCUUGCAUGCAAAUCCCAGCAUGCAGCACACAUGGUCAAUGUAUAGCCAGGGAAAACAAACAAUCUUCAUGUCCCACUGUGGCUUUGUCCUCCUUUCUGCUCGGUUAUUGUACUUAAAAUUAUUUCCGUUUAAUAUUUCACCUCAUACUGAGUAGACUUCAGCUAUUGGCAGGUAUUUUUAAAUACUCUAUUGGUCACAGAUUAACAUGGAGUAAUGGCAGCUUUUCUGAGCUGUAGAGAAUAAAAGUCUUAUGAAGGAUGGGUUUAGUAAUAGGGAUGCACUGAUUCACAUUUUUCACAUCCAACCUGAUCUCGAUUCCUGAAUUUGAAUAUCUGCUGAUACUGAUACUCUCUGAUACCGGAGCUCUGUUAGCUUUACCAUCAUUAUUAUCAUUAUUGUUUAUUUUAUAUAAGGCUGUAAUAAACUCCUCUUAAGUUAGCAAGUUAAUGUACGUAUGAUUUCCUGAACAGAGGCGUGAGGAUGUAAUAAACUGACUGGCAAGAAUCACUUGUACAGCCAUUUCAGACAAAGUUAAAGCAAAGACAUGACUGUUGGAUUGGAAAUUUCCGAUCCAUGAAUUAUGUUGGUAUUGGAACCCGAUACUGGAUCGGAUCGGCCCCACCCCUAUUCAAUAAGUGGUUCAGAUUUCUCUCUAUGAAAAUAUCUGAAUUCAUAAAAAACGUAGACCCUUAUGAAUCUCUCACUGACCUUUAUAUCAUCCUCUAUAACCAUGAUAUGCUAAACAAAUAAGUGUAUGAGUUCUUAUUUAUGUCCUCUUGUCACUGAUUAAAACAACAGAGAGCAGCUGCCCCUCAACUGUGUUGUAUGUUUUCCCUAUUCGCUAACAGAAGUUGACGAGAUAAUCAUGAGUUGUUGACAAUAAGGAAUCAGGCAUUGUAAAGCUUAUUUUCACUAAAUAAAGAAAUGAAGGGAACUAUUUUAAGUGUUCUUCUAUAUAACAGUUUCCUAAUUAAUGACGAAACAGUCAAAAACUAAACAAAACUCAAAGAUUCCUCCAUCCAAACAAUAUUUUUUCAUUUCUUUAAAAAUGCCCUUACCAUACCUCACACCUGAAAUAAGAAGUGAUCGUGGGAUUUUAAAGAACAUAAUAUUAACCAUCAAGGCCGUCUUCUCCACUCAUCAAGAUGCACGAGGGAAGAAAAUUGAAGGGCGGAGAGUAGCGAGUAGUGGCUCAUUCUCCAGUGUUUCCCUGUGUGCAGUGAGAUCUGUUUAGUUUACAGUUCAUGUGACAGGGAUAAUAAACAUUUUAAAGGAAGAGCAUAAAAUCCUUUUUCACGGAUGGCCAUACAGUCAAAUUAAGCUUCCUGAUUCAUCGAGCAAAGUUACACUCAGUUAAAGAAAAGAGUGUUGCUGUCUGUGGUAAAUUAUCUUUUACUGAUAUCAUUCAGUAAUAUUGAGAGGAUCCUUUAUCGCCACAGUUUGUACCUUUCAACUUUGUCAGGAUAUUCAGUUCAAGCUAACUGAUCGCAGGAAAAAGCCUUUAGCUAAAACACUGCAGUUCAGUGGUUCAGCUCGGUGGCUUGACCCGUGCAAUGCAGACUAGCUGCUCUUAUCCAUAUACUGCUCUUACCUCUUGUGUAAUAAGGAUGCAGGAAUAAAGGUUCUCAUGAACAAUGAAAGUUGUGUAGCGUUUGUAGCGUGAACAGCUGAAGCAUUUCACUGUGAUGUGACACUUUUUAUUAUCACACGGAGACAAUGACAAAGAAAGCAUUGUUGCUCCUCCAAACAAAACACAGAAGAAGCUCUUUUCAUCAAAGAGAUGCAGCGGCCUUGGAGUCAGCUGGGUUGCCAUGAUGACGGACGUAAACACAAGCCUUCGCCUCACACUCACACUUCACAUUUCCAUCAGAAGUGUCUGUAAACACAUUCACAAUAGCAGCAGUAUGCAUUUUUUAGCAAGUGACCUCACAUGAAUGUUGAGCCUGUUUGGCCGGAGCUUUGAGCUGCACAUCAGGACCAUGGUCAGCGCCCUUCCCGGACAUUAGCUGCUGUUCUUUCAGCGACCACUUGAUAGUUACACACAGUGUUGACCAGCGGUGGAAAUAGCCAGCUUAUCAGCAAGUCCAGCUCCAUUUCCACUCUGUAGUAGAAGUAGCUCUGAAAGUUUUACACAGCACCUCAGUUUGUAAUGGAUCCUGAAUCCAAAUCACUUCUUAUGUGCCAACCGCUUGCCAGUGUAUUGGCUCGCUGCAGCUCUAAAUGAUUGGCUAAACUGGUCAAAUAUUGCAUGCUGACUGUGAAUUAAAUUCUUUCUUGUUUCAGUCAUCACCUUUUAGGAAACCUUUGCCGCGUUUUCUCAAUUGAUUCAUCUCAUGAUUUAUCUUUUAUUGUUUCUUCUUGAAAGUCUUGUAUUUUUAGAAAAUCUCUCUGUCCCUCUUUUUCUUGCUCCCCCUUUUUUUUUCAACCUUGUGUGAGACAUCAAAAGUCCACCAUCAUGUGUUCUCCUGACCACCAUGCUCUUGUUAUGAGCCAUCAUGCUGUUGCCGUGCGCUGACAUGGCUCAUUAUUGCCACUAAGACAGGUUGAAAUGGCUCUUUGGUUGCUGGUCGCUCUGUUUUAACCUCUUUCUCUGUGGUCUGCUUGCUCUAGACUCAACCAUUAGUAUUUGUCUUCUACCUCUCUCUCUUUCUCCUAUAUAUAUAUAAAUACAGUAUUUCUGUCUAUCCUGUAAUCACCCUCCUCUGUGUCAUCACCCUUGUCCCCAUCUGUCUUGCUUUUUUCCCUCUAAUCCUAUUCCUUCCUCCUUAUGCUCCCUUUUCCCAUAUCUCGCCAUCUCACCUUUCACACCCCCUGCACACUCCCCUCCUUCCCCUCAUCCCUCAUCUCGAUUUUUUUUUCCCACCCCGCCGCAGGAUCUCAUCAGGCGGCGGCGCUUUCAACUUAAAAAGACCAGCACCUGUUUGGUGUGGCGGCGCACUUCAAAGAUUGGAUGUAAUGCUAAAAUGGCGGUUGGUGUGGAGCCUGAUGAGAACAAUGCGGUGUGAAAAAAAACACAGCUCCAGAUGGCGCUUUCUCUAGGUGGCCCGCUUCCUCCCACUGGGCAUGUGCCGACUCUGCGAAAGGGGUGUUGUUGUCACCUGUGUCCCUGCUACUUCACCUGGGGGGAGAGGGGGAAGAAAAGCAGGGGGGAGGCCUAUUUUUAUCUGCAUCAUAUUGCUAAGGAAAAAUAUGAGCGAGGAAAAGUAAGAGAGGAGAGGAAACAGCUUUUCCUCGAGUAUGAAUCAUUCAGGUUUUACUGCAGAUCGAACGACAGCAGCAUGUUCUGAACCGAGACAUGUUCCUCUAUUUCUGGAGAUACACAUUGGCUGCUGUCACAGGUAGCCACUGUAUCUCCAGAUUGGGUUUAAACGAAUGAUAAAAUGUUGUAAGCCACAUUAUCAGUAUUACAGUCUUAUCGGUUUCAUCAUUUGGACUCAUAAACGUCAGAAAACAGUAACAUCACAAUUUCAGAAAGCCUCAGGUGACAGGGGUCUGCCAAACAGGCGAGAAACAAUUUCAAAUCACCAUCAGGAGUGACAAAAAAAACUCCCCAUCACACAAAACUGUGAAAUUAGCAAGAUAUUUUUAACAAUAGAAUAGAUGCUAAUGAUUUUAGACAAAUUAGUUACUCAGAUAAAAUAUUUUAAAUAUCAAAUAUACAUUUAUCACGAAAUAAACAUCAGCAUUUUUGAAAACUAAUUUUUCCAUCUCCACACCUGACAUACCACAACCCUUCUCAUAUCACCAACCUAUUCAGGAUCAAUAAUCAGGUCACCACCUGUUCACUAUACAUUAUCCUGCUCAUUACUCAGCUCAAGACAUAAUAAAGUUGUCAAGAAUAUUGAUUUGAAGAUGAUUUUAUUGCUUGUUAGUAAUUUAUGAAUCAGGCUGAAAUGAACAGUGAUGUGUCUCUAUAACGCACAAAAGCAAACGAGAGCACUGGAAACGAAACUGAUGAUUCCUAUGCUGCAUUUUUUAAUUCCUUCACAUGCAGUGGGGGAGUAGUAGGGAUGGUCGAUAUGGGCUAAAAAAUUUAUCACGAUAAGGUUUGCCAUUCUGGCGAUAACGAUUUAAGUCCCGAUAAAAAAUAUUAUUAUUCUGCUCCACUUUUUCCGUUCAGAGACAAGAGAGAUUUCUUUAGACAUACAAAUCUCUGCAUAAUGUACAAUCUGUAAUCAUUGGUACUAGGGCUGGGCAAUAUGGCCUCAAAUCAGUAUCACGAUAUAUAACGAUAAAUGGGCAAUAACUACUCCACAAACUGCUCACCCCCUCUCACAUUAACUUCAGUCGCCGUUCCAGCUGCUACAACUUUUGAACCGUCGUCCAUCUCCUCACCUGUCUUUCCCUCUUUGUUACGGACUGGAUGGGAUGGAGUCACAUCUCUGGCGUUGGACAGCGUCUUAAAGGGACAUGAGACCAUAGCCUACUUACACACAUCCAAAACCAACUUUUGAUUUAUUUAUUUAUUCUUUUGACACCGAAUAUACUGAUACAGGCAAAGUGACGUUGGUUAUUGUCGUAAAUUUUGAUAUCUGUAAAUUUUUGGUUUAUCGCCCAGCCCAAAUCGGUACUCCAUUUCCUUUCCCUCUUCCCUCUGGCUAUGAUUUCAUAUAUAUACUUCAACACUGGUGUAAAAAAAUUAAAAACUAGGAGUCAGUGUGUACAUUUUCCUACUGAUUUCUCUACAUUAUUUUCUUGAAUAUUUCAUCACUUCCCUUUCUGCACUUUUUUUCAGUCUACAAAUACACGACUGUAACUGCUCUGUUAUUAUCUUUUUCUCUAUCCAUGUCCAGCUUUUAUGCCUUUUUAUGUCCCUUUUCUCACAUUUUCUCAUCUCUGAAAAAAGUUGUGAUAAUUAGCUGGUUUGGAGAAGAGGGGAACUUUACUUGAAGUGAGGAAGUAAUAAGCCCAAAAUAACUGUGUAAUUUUCCUCUAAAAGGAGCCAUAUUGCUGAUAUUUCCCCUCUUGGCAGGCCAGAGAUAUUUGAUCAGAUUAAUAGUUUGGAUUAUGGACAGAGCAGAGAUUUUUCACCCUUGACAAUGAGUCAGCAAGCUUAAAGAGGAUUAAACGCAUCUGCAUGUUUACAAGCUUCUGUUUCUGACAUAUUUGAUAAAACAAGAACACAAAAGCUCCAUGCAGACAAUCCUCCUCAACACAUGGAGCCAAUAUUUGACGCUUUAAUGACCUUCUAUCAGCUGUAAAUCUCAUCAGGACUGAUUUUUUUUUCUAAUUAGGCACUAAUUCCCAGAGUCUGUCUUGUUACGGUAUAGUGAAGGUCUUGUGGAGUUAAUUUGCUAAUUGUGAGCUUAUUUUUAGAGCGGUCAUCUCGAGAAUCUGCGCUUCCUGGCUUGUCGUAACAAGAGUCAUCCCCCUCCCACUCUCUCCCUCAUUACCAGCCCUGUUGACCUUUCCUCUCCAAGCUCGUUUCCCAGCCAUACUGUGGAGCCAUCGAUCGGUUGAUUCAUUUAACAGGGAUUAGGGGUUUGCCCUGCUUUUCUCCCCAGGUUCUCCUGUGGCAGUCUUAAUAAGGAUAAGAUGUUGUAGACUUGAGAUAAUGACAGACAGAGAAGACUCAGGAGGAUAUAUAAAAAAAAAUGUACACGUUUCAGUGCACAUGUCCCAUUGUUUGACAAGAAGCUUCACUUUAUGCGCUUGUGACACACCUCACUUCCAGAUAACUGGAGUUUUAGAGGACGUUUCACAGGGGGUGUUAUUAAAUUUUCAAAGGGAAGCAGACAGGGAAAUAAAGCCUUUAAACUAGGAGACAAAAGGAAACACUUAAAUCAUGUCCAACACUUGUGUCUCUUUAUUUUUGACAGGCUAGCAGCAUGGCUCCACGAUUCAUCAAGCGUGUGACAUGGGAGCCUGACAUGGGCUUGACUUCUUUUCGGUUGAAAAUGUGAAGCUUUUUGCACAGAUUUAACCAGUUUGGACGGCGUUUAUAGUCUAUUUCAGUGAGCGAUGAAGUGAGGAAUCAGAUUUAAAUCAGACUGAAGCGUUGCUACAAAUAUCAAUACUUUUAGAGGAGCUGCAGUCUGAGGUGAUAACCCUAUCAAAGAGAGAAAGACACGUGUUUGCCGUCUCAAAUCCACACACACGCUAAAGACAGCUGGUCAUGUGUUUUGAAUGAUGUGCCAGGCUGUGGACAGAGGUGUAUCAUAGACGCAGCAGGCGGUAAAUGAGCUGCUCUACAUUUUUAUGAAUUUUCAGCCUCCCAACGUUCGGUUUUGACGUGACGCUCCGUCAAGGUCAGCUUGUAAACCCUUUUCAGAGCCAAUCUUUGUCCCGCUUUGUGAGAUUGCCUGUUGACUCUAUUUCCAAUUCUAUGGCUGUCCAACUGCGGUGCCAAUCUGUGAUUUUCCACAUUAUUGGAGAAGAAGAAAAGGGGGCUGUUAUUGGUCUAUUUGCAGGAGCUGAUUACGGUGGAGGUGCGCAUGUGGGGGUUCCAGCAGAUUACCCUGGAGGGCAGGAGUUUAGCUCAUGGCCUUCAGGUCAAGAAACAGGAAGAGAUAAGAGUCAUUCAGGUCUUUGUCCAGAGCCCUGAGGGGAAAAAGGAAGGAAAUCAAUUAUUUUCUUCAUAUUCUCAAGUCUUCACCACAGUGCGACGGUUAUUUCUUUGGCUUGAAAUGCUGCAGCUGACACUUGUUUAUACACCUGACAUGAUUCACUUUUUACAGGAUAAUUUUAGAAUAUAAAAAUAGUAGUCUUCCACUCUCUUCUGAGUUUCCUGCUCAAUUCACCGUCCUAUCUUUAGAAGGAUACAUUAACAGCUCAAAAUUAGAUUUGGAAGUUUGUUUCCUAAAAUCAAGUUUUUAAAGCCUUACCUCCACACAGUAAUACUAUCUAUCUUAAUAUGUUUGUAUUUCAGUCGACAUUCAGUCUACUGUCAUAAAAGUUGAAGAAAAGGAAAAAAUCUUUAUAUUUUAUAUAUUUUAUAUUUUUAAGCUUUUCGUUUUUCUUCAGUCCUCCUCUUAUUGCUGCUUUACUUUCCAUUAAUGCACUCCUUUUUUUUAAACAUAAUAUUUAAUUUUAUUUUCAUGUGCCGCAGAGUAAAAUAAUUCAUUUUCUGAUCAAACAUAAAUCACGCUAACACAUACACAUAAAUUCAGGCCAAAAGUAAGAGAAAGUAAAAGAAAAAUAAAUAAUCAGUGCAUACAUAAAUAAAUAAAUAACACCCAGAGUGUUUUUUUUUUUUUUUCCAUUUUCUGGUUCUUAUCUAAAUGCAUACUAUAAAAAAAAUGGUGUCCUACUAAUUAAAAGUAACUGCACAAAUAAAUUCAUCAGCACAGCCCUGUCCACAUAAAUACUCAUGUUCAGUUGAACUACAGUUCACACAUUCAACAUCUCCAAUCAAUUCUCUUCUCCCCCUAAAAAAAGAGGGCAAAUAAAUAAAUGAGGAAAGAUAGGGCGUCAUAUAUCAGUUUACAAAGUUCUGAUCUUAAUUCAAAACUAGCACCCAAGUACAAAUAUAUACAAAAGUACACAUGCAUAUACACACACGCAUCGGCGUGUGUACCAACCCAUAAAAGCAUGUCUGCAUGUAUGUACAUAUGAAACUUUUUUUUUUGUAUUUAACGUAUUUCUAACUCAGAGCAGACUGUAUGAUUUUCUGCUUUCCUGGUUGUACCGACUCACAGAGCACAUAAUGUUUUGUCGGGUUGUGUCAGCAGGAAGUGAACAGCUGAUCACAGUGUCCAUCUGUAACCCUUCUGUCUUCCUGUCCCAGGCUGUCCCUGCUUGAGGAGUGGCGUGGCGUUCGUGAUGAGGCGCUGUCGAAGCUCAGUGGGAUUAAGGAUUGUAUCUUCGUCCAUGCCUCUGGGUUUAUUGGCGGGAACAAGACGCAGGAAGGAGCCCUGGAGAUGGCCCGCAGGACCCUGCAGGCCGCCGCCCAGUCCCCUGCUAACGGGAGCAGCUGA
This is a messenger RNA of Xyrichtys novacula (pearly razorfish), 26228 nucleotides long. The record is from the annotation of a GenBank genome assembly. NCBI's taxonomy places the organism in Eukaryota, Metazoa, Chordata, Actinopteri, Labriformes, Labridae.